AUGCCGUGCUGUUGCAGACACCGCAAAUGUCCCGAAAUUCUGCGCCGCGUUCCAGCGUUCACGGUGCAGGUUGGCCAGCAAUGCGUGCAAGUGUGCCCUCCAUGUGCCGUGCCGCUUUUCUGCAUCCGCCCGCGAACACACAUUUCCAGCUUCCGGCGGUUUUUCCUGCGUGGAGAUGUGCCGAUAUCACGCGAGUACGGCCCACGGGGCCUGCAGCACUUCAUCAAGUGGCAUACGCCACCGGAGCAGCUGGUGUAUGAGCGCUUUUUGCCGCUGUUCUUCGACGGGUUGUGCGAGUCCACAUUUCCGUACCGGGAAUUUGUGCGCCACGGUAUUAGCGACAUGCUUGCGGUCGGCUCCGAGCAGCAGAUAUUCCAGACCAUUCCGAUGCUGAUAAUGCCAAUGCGCGAGGCCCUGAAUACGAGAAAUCCGGACAUUAUAAUUGCGACAUUAAGAGCGCUACAGCAGCUGCUGCGCGUCGGACCAUCGAUUGGUGUCGCUCUCGUACCGUACUAUAGGCAGUUGCUUCCGAUGCUUAAUCUGUACAAACAGAGGCGUGUGAACAUAUGUGACCGAAUAGACUUUCGUGGAGGUCGCCGCAUCGGUGAUGUGGUCAACGAUACGCUGGAGAUGCUGGAACGGUAUGGAGGAGCCGAUGCGUACCUCAACAUUAAGUACAUGGUUCCAACCUACGAAAGCUGCGUAUACAAUCGAUAG
Molecule: messenger RNA, 717 nt
Organism: Anopheles nili
Lineage: Eukaryota; Metazoa; Arthropoda; Insecta; Diptera; Culicidae
Product: parkin coregulated gene protein-like
Exons: 4
Coding region: 1-717 (238 amino acids)
Molecular function (GO): Hsp90 protein binding; Hsp70 protein binding
Source: RefSeq, a predicted model, not a curated record